AUGGUGAGCAAGGAGGACAGCAAAUGCAUGGUUCUCUCAAACUCAGAUGAAUCGGACCUGGAGACAGGCCCAUCACACAGCCACGAGGUGCAGUAUGAGCUUGAAUCUGGCAAGCAGCAGGUGAAGAAAAGAAACAAGGCUCUACAAGUGCGUUUUAAGGAUAUCUGUGACGCUCAAAACGAACGCAGGGGCAGACGUUCUAGGUCAAUUUCGUGUAAAGUGACACACAGGAGGUACAUGACCAUGCCUGCCAGACGCUCCAUUCCAAAUGUGACCAAGAGCACUGGCGUCCAGACAUCGCCGGACCUCACCAAGCGAUACAAGACUUUUCCUUUUGAGAGGAAAAAGGGACACACAUUUAAACAUAAGGCGCUGGUGGAGGACUACAAAGGACAAAACAAUGGGUUUUUAAGUGACAUUAAGGGAGGAGGGGACGAGGCUGGUGGCUUGGGGGAGUCCUCCAAGCACAGGGGUAAGAUCGUGGGGCAGACAAAAGCACUGCUUCACCACACUGAUGACAGCAGUGGCACAGAGGAUCUGCUCUCAAGUGCCAACUGUGUGGAUGGACCCUCAUGUCCAGACUCUUCAUUUCUGUCAAAAGACUCUGAGUGCCCUCCAAACAGCCCUCCUUCCAAAGGAGAGCUGGAUUACCAGGUUUGUGGCACCAGGACCAAACACAAAGGAUUACCCAAAGAAGAGACAGGAGCUGGCACUUCUAUUAAGCGUCAGCUGGGUAUUUCAGAGGAAAUUUCUCGGGACACAAGGUCAAAGGGCACGGGCCCCAUUUCAUGGAACUCCCUCACACGUGUCGAGUCACUGGGGAGCCCUUCUGUGUGCUGCAAACGGAAAAAGGCCACACUGUUCAAUGGACAGCAGUCACAGACGCUGCCCCAUAGUGCCCAGUGUUCUGCGCAGGCAAAGGGGCAGUGUCGGACAAGGCAUGCAUCGGCUUCUUCCAAAAUCCAGCAGGAAGGUGGGGAGAACCAGGACUUUCCUCCAGGAGAUAGAGGAGGCUCAGACUUGGGGGCUAGCCAGCAGAUAAUGCCCUUGUCUGAGGACAAGGAUAUCAAAGCACAGCUCCAGGCCAUGGAGAGCCUCAUCAGCUCUAGCCAGGAGACCAUCAAAGUCCUGCUAGGAGUCAUUCAGGAGCUGGAGAAAGGCGAGGCUCAGCGAGAGGGACUCUCCUACCGAACAGGACAAGACACAGCCAACUGCGACACAUGUCGAAACAGUGCAUGCAUCAUUUACAGUGUGGAGCUGGACUUCAAGCAGCAGGAAGACAAGCUGCAGCCCCUGAUGAAGAGACUUUGCCCAUUUGAUGGCCCGCAAUGCCCUGCUCUGCCUUACUCCAAUGAGGUGUUCACCUCCACCCCUAAGCGCAAGUCUAAAACAGAGUCCAAAAAGCAUGCACGCUGGAAACUCUGGUUCCUUUAA
Messenger RNA from Lampris incognitus (smalleye Pacific opah), 1434 nucleotides. Its product is annotated as inhibitory synaptic factor 2A-like. The coding region runs from base 1 to 1434 and encodes 477 amino acids. The transcript is spliced from 3 exons. Gene Ontology annotation, biological process: inhibitory postsynaptic potential. Gene Ontology annotation, cellular component: postsynaptic density. The record is from RefSeq and is a predicted model, not a curated record. NCBI's taxonomy places the organism in Eukaryota, Metazoa, Chordata, Actinopteri, Lampriformes, Lampridae.